This is a messenger RNA of Pecten maximus, 3545 nucleotides long. Its product is annotated as integrator complex subunit 7-like. The record is from RefSeq and is a predicted model, not a curated record. The transcript has 19 exons. Gene Ontology annotation, biological process: snRNA 3'-end processing. Bases 38 to 2875 code for a protein of 945 amino acids. Gene Ontology annotation, cellular component: integrator complex. Lineage: Eukaryota; Metazoa; Mollusca; Bivalvia; Pectinida; Pectinidae.
GGCAGCCUCCGUGACGUUCCCGGCGGCUACCGGCAUCAUGCAAGAAAAUGCCUCAGUCGAGCAAGAACAAGACGCAAAUUUGGCAUUAACUGAUCUUGAUAGGGGUCUUCAUUCUGCCAAGCCUGGAGUCCAGUGUGAAUCAGUGAUCCGUUUCCCUAGACUAUUUGAGAAAUACCCAUUCCCAAUCCUUAUCAACACAGCCUUUCUCAGACUAUCUGAUGUUUUCAGAGCUGGAAAUAACUUCCUGCGAUGGUGUAUUCUAAGAGUAACACUACAGAGUGAAAAGCAUCUCGACAAAAUCCUCAAUGUUGACGAGUUUGUGCGGAGGAUAUUUUCUGUUAUACACAGUAAUGAUCCAGUGGCCAGGGCCCUCACCCUCAGAACUUUGGGAAGCAUGGCAAGUGUGAUACCGGAGCGUAAGACCGUUCACCACACCAUCGUCACUGGCCUCGACUCCAAUGAUCGCCUUGAGGUUGAUGCUGCUGUAUUUGCAGCGAAGCGAUUUGCGGCCCAGUCACGCACAUUUGCAGCCAACAUUUGCAGUAAGAUAGCCACCAUGAUAGAAAAAAUAGCCACCCCAGUGGACCUGAAACUUCGACUGAUCCCUAUUCUUCAGCACAUGCACCAUGACGUGGACACUGCAGCAAAGGCCAGGGGAGUGUGCCAGGAUCUACUCUCCAGUUUUCCUGCUCAGAACUUUAUGACCUUGACCUUGCACACAAUGACACAGCUAGCUGCUCAGUCAUUGGUGGAUAUCCAGUCACAUGUACAGUUGCUGAUGUCAUGCCUCAGAAAAGAUCCAAGGACUGUGGUGAAGUUUGUGAUCCUGAGAGACAUGAAUAGUCUGGCAAGAAAGACGCCCCAUUUGUGGACAAAUACAUCAGUUGAGGCCUUGUGUGAGUUUGUGCUGACUGCAGAAUCCCUGGCCCUGAAGACCGCAGGCCUGGACGUCCUGUCCACAUUAUCAGGUUCUGUGGCUUUCCAACUCUACAUGCAGAAGGAUGUGUCAGAGAAACAAAUGACGACCAUACUAGAAGUCUGUAAUCUGUGUUACCUCUGUGACAAUGCCAGUCUCUCCGCGACCGCCACACAUUUCUUCACAAACGUCGCCAUCUGUCACAAAAAAAGUAACUGUCCUGUAUGGAAUCCUGAACAGGACAUUGUGGCUGGUGCACGCCUCUCUCUCACUACUCAGAUCUGUCUGUCAGCCUGGAGUGCUGAUUCACAAGACCAAGCUGCUCUUAAGGUUUGUCUCCACUGUGCCGUCCGGCUGUCAGAGGUGUACCCUGAGACUGGCUCGUUCUUCGCAGCAGAAAUAGUGCAGCUCCUCGAAAUGGCCAAUGAUAAGAACUGCCUGAUGCUUUGUGAAUGUCUGGCGGCCAUUGGAGAACAGAACAGUGAAGUUAUUAUGGACAUCGUACCACAACUUUUGUCCAUUUUCCAGAAUCUCGGCCAACAACCAAAAGUGUCGGGUCAACUCAAAACUUAUAUUGGCACAUUGCUGUUCCAAGCUGCAGACGGCAAGCCAAUCCCAACAAAUGUAAGAGAGCUUGUGAUUGGCUGUAUGGAAUCCUCCACCAGUCCAUGGUUUGCUUACAAACUUGGUCGCCAGGCCAUGAGGUAUGGCCAGUACCAUGUGGCUACAGACCUGUUCAGCAUGUUGUCCCAGAGGGUAGCAUCAGAGCAUUUUCACUUUUGGAUGCUGGGAUUACAUGAGAUCUGUAAUGCUGAAGCUCACCUCUACGAUGUUGGCACAGGAAGUGAUGUCAUGAGGAUAGACGAUACCAUGAUGCAUUACCAGAAGGGAUUAGCUGCUCUCAAAGCCGCAGCGACUCCCAACUCCCCGCUCCAGUUCCAGUGCUGGUAUGUACGCCUGAGGACAGAACUUCUCCAGGUCCACUGCCAGCUUGUGCGAAACUGUAACACAUUUCGUACCUGUCCUCCUCCGGCGAUUUCCACUGCACUCGCCAUGUCGCGUGGCCGUGAAAUCUCUCGCUGUGGCCAGAUCCUGUCUCAGCUCAACAAGAGUAUGAACGACUAUGAGAGCCUGAGCACCAAGUUUUCUGCCCUGUACCAGUCCUCGUUCGAUGCUGACCCAAAUACUCUGAGGAACAUAAUUUUACUUCAGCAGUGUUGCGAGGUGAUGAAAUCGGCCAUAUUGUCUGUUGUCAAACCGGAUUCUCCAGGGUGCCAGCAGCAGAUUUGGAUGCCGACAACUUCAUGCCACAAGGAUCCGCUCAGUAAGGCAGUGCAACAGGUACAGAUGGACAUAGACAGUUCCCUACAGGCAGACCAUGGCCAGGCUCUCACACAUAAGCACAUCGACCUCUUACUACAAUCUGUGCGAGGGUUUAUACAGGCUACCUUUAGGUAUCCAAGGUUCUUCUUCCAACGUCUCCAGUGUACCAACCUCAAGCUGGCAGUGUCUCCACAACAGAACGCCCAGAUGGAACCUAUCCUCGUCCACCAUGACACAUUCCUCACACUCAAGGUGGAAGGUAUCGUCCAGCAUGGCAAACGACGUGAGUUAUACCGCAGUGUGGGUCAGGUUCGACUGACCGUAACCACGACACUUGUCAACAGAAAUCAGAUCGUCACAGACACCAAGAGUAACGACGCCCUGACGACUAACACGUUGAGCCAGAGCGUGUCGCCACACAAUGACUACUUCAGUGUGAGCUUCCUGUUGGCGUUUCCUAUUAGUGGGGUACAUUCUGUGUCUAUAGAGGCGGCUGUGGAAGACCAAGAUGGAGGACUCUGGUGUACGGGUCCGAAGGUCUGCAUCACGGUCAAGUCAUACGACGAUGCUAUGCUGAAGAAACCCAAGUCUUCAUCUGUAAGGACAUCAUUCGGACAGAUGCCAGGUCACUCAUGAUCUGACGAGUUAACUUUGACUUAUGAUGAAUCCAGAUGUGUUCAUGUUGAAAAUGUUAGAGAAAAGUGCUUUCUACUUGAAGAGAUUUAGUACAGAACGGAUAAGAUCUUGUUGAAAACAUGAUCAACAGAAGGCACCAAGCCAUAAAAACAACAAAACUGAAUCAUGUUGUAAAAUUAUGAAUGAGAGAGCUUCAAACUUCAUGUCUACUAUGACUAUUGUAACUAAUUAUCAGAUUCCUAGGGAAGGCUGCAUCAGAUGUUUAUAAAACUUGUGGUAAGGUGUUUACUGUAUUAAAUCUUUUUAAGUUAUAAAUGAUUUACACAUUAAUGUUCAUUUUGCUAUAAAAGGAUUUGAUUUCGAAUCUAGUUGGCACCCAUCACCUGGUAGUAAGAUCGAGCAGUUGCUGAAAUCUGGACUUAACUUGGCACCCUUUACAAAAGACAGCGAUCAUGGAUAUUGAUUUGAUCAAUUCGAAAAUGUUUUUCAAUUAUCCAUGAGAAAUAAAGAACAUUUGUUACAUAAAAUAUUACAUUACUUUGUGUUUGUGGAUUGCACUAUACGCAAUCUAAUUGCUGAUUGUGCUAUUUCGGGCAGAAUCUCAUUACUAUUUGCUCGAGACUGAUAUUUUGAUAAUUAAGUGCUAACACUUCAUAAAACGUGACAUUGU